This is a messenger RNA of Nestor notabilis (Kea), 901 nucleotides long. RefSeq names its product ribosome binding factor A (putative) (gene RBFA). The annotation marks the transcript as partial. Lineage: Eukaryota; Metazoa; Chordata; Aves; Psittaciformes; Psittacidae. The transcript has 6 exons. The record is from RefSeq and is a predicted model, not a curated record. Gene Ontology annotation, biological process: rRNA processing.
AAAGAAGUUUUGGUGUGAGAGCCCUACCCUGGGAUCUAAAAUGAUGUAUAAACCAACCACGUUGGCGUCCAUAAUGAAAGCUGAACAGAUAAAAACUAGGAAAGAAGAUAACAUACGCCUCAGAGUCUUGAAUGGUCUUAUUCAUAAAGCUGUGGCAGAGAUGAUGGCUACCUGUGAAGUUAAUCAAGAACUUUAUGAUCUUAAGCUGGAAAUCUGCAAGGUGUCUCUGGCAUCAAACUUCUCAGCGUGUCGUGUGUACUGGAAUCCUGCUGCUACUAUGGAGAAAGAAAGUUAUGUUGAAAGUGUACUGCAGAAGAGUGCUCCACGUAUACGGUAUCUUCUGAAGAGUCAGCAGAUUUUAGGAAAUAUACCCCCAGUAGUAUUUGUAAAAGACAAAGAAGGUGCAGCUGUAAGAGAGAUUGAGGAAUUAUUAUCAAUUGCUGAUUUUGGACCUCCAGAAGCAGAAGAAACAUCUCAGAAUGAUUCUAGUAAACUGUUCUCUUCAGCAACUGAAUCUUCAGAUCCACCCAUGCGGUCUAAUCUUUUUGGUAUUGAUCAUGAACUGUUGAACAAGCAGAUAAUGGACUACAAAAGACUGAAAGUGUCAAGAGAUACAGGAAGCAUUGCCUGGACAGAAAAGCAGGAGCAGCAGCUUUCUCAGAUUCGAAAGAAAAUGAAAAAGAAAAAACCAAAGAAUCCUCCUGAUGAUGACAUUACACCACAGAAAUACUUAAUGGACAGAUAUGAAGCUGAUUACUGGGAUGAUAACACUGAAGCGGUCUCAGACUAUGAGCUGGAGGAUGCAUUGCAGGAAGAUGUAAAUGAAUUGCAGAAAGAUGUAAAUGAAUUGGAGGCAGAUGAUGGCAAAACUAUAAGUCAGCCUACUGAUAAACUGAAAUGA